This is a messenger RNA of Chironomus riparius, 3207 nucleotides long. NCBI's taxonomy places the organism in Eukaryota, Metazoa, Arthropoda, Insecta, Diptera, Chironomidae. The record is from the annotation of a GenBank genome assembly.
CAAAUAGUUCAGAAACUUUCAACUCAUGUUUCAUCCAGCAAAUUAAAUUGAAAACAUAAAGUUUCAAAAAUCAAGACAAUUUCGUCAUUAUUAAAAUUAAAAAGUUUUUAAUAGAUUGCUCAUGUCCUAGAUUUUUGAUUCGAAGUAAAGGCACGUAGCCAACGAAUAAAAAUGAGCACUGAAAAUAUUUUAAUAGAGCAACAUCUAACGUUCGUCAAUAAAAUGCGUGAGAGAGUAAGAGGAACGGAUUUGGAGCCGAUAUGGGAGAGACUUUAUGCGUAUAUGACUAAAAUAAAUGACUUGCCGGAAGAUAAGAAGAUAGCAAUAGACGCAAUGAUCAAAAAAAUGAUAGCAAAAAUUGAACAUUUUAAAAAUAUUUCGGAACAAAGAUUGGACGCUAUAAAUACUGAAAAUAAAAGUGAUCAUGAAAUUGAUGCCCAAUUUGAAACUUCUCCAGCCCCAGACAUUUCUUCAUUGUCAGUGCAUAGCUCAACUUCACAACCUGAACAGCCUUCAAAAGAUGCCCAUGAAUUCAUCAAGCCAAAGCAGAAGGUAAAGAAGUUUAAAAGAAUCAGAAUGGCACGUAAAGACUAUCCUCACAUUGUAAUGUCACCGAGAGGUGACAACAUUCCUGUAAUGAGAAUAAGACUCUCUGAAAUUCACAAUAAAAAGAGACAAAAGGAAGCAAAGAAAAAGAGUAAGAAGAUAAAGGAUGUUGAUGUUCUGAAAGCAGCAAUAGACCAAUAUGAAAGAAGUAAGCAAUUGCCGAUUUCAGAACCAAUUAUACAGAUAGAAAAAAAUGUUGAGACUGUUCAAGAAAUUCAGCCAGAAAUAGAACAUGAAUCUGUUGUUGAAAAAGUCAUUCAAAAUCAUCAAAACAACAAUAUUCCAAUGGAAGUGGAAAAAGCCGGUGAAAUUUCAAGCGUCCAUAACACCACGAUUGAGAACAGAUUGUCCAUACUUGGGUUAAAGGAAUGCACCGUUAAAAUUAUAAAAUGCACACCAGAAAAAAAGAAAAAUAUUUCAGAGACAAUUGAGUUCCAACCUGAACUUCCAUCUUCAUCAGAAAAAGUUGGUUCUAGCACUCAAGCCAUAAAUAUCCCAAAAAAAUCAACAGAACUUAAAAAAAUUCCAAUUGAAAAAUCCAAAUCUGUAAUUCAGCAAAAUGGAAGUAAAAAAAUCGACGAUCAGGAGUCAAUUUACAUUGUGGACUCUGACGACGAAGAUAACAUGCAUAUUCAGAUAUCAACUACAGCUGUAGAGGAUAUCAAUGCUCAAAAAGUAACCCCAAAAGGAAUAACUCGCUCAAGAAAAAAAUCGCUGUACCGCGAACCAUCAGUCAUUUCAAAAAAAGAAACAGAACAACCGGUAACUCCACAAACAUCAUCAAAAGCUCUAAACAAGUCUCCAAAAACUAUAAAAUAUCAGCCAUCUCCUCAGUCAAAAAAGCAAAAAUUAGAAGAUAAAGAUUCUCAACAAAAUUCUGAUGAUUCGUGCAUUGUUACUUUAAAAACAGUGGAUUUAACAGUCAAACCUCAAGAAGUCACUGGAAAUCCUACAACAUCUCCCGUCACACCACAAACUUCAUCAAAAUCUGCUGAAUUAUUAAAGAACGUCAAUAAAUCAGCUCCUGUUGCUAAACUUCAAGGUCCAAAACGAAACAGAAAUUCAAUUGACACGCUGCCAAUUUUAAGAAUGAUCUCACAGACAUCAGAAAAAACAGCAAUAAGACAGUCAGUUAGACAAGCAACAAGAAGAAAUAGUGUUGCUGUUGCUUUCGAGCCACAAUUACCAGCAAAACAGAAAAUUACACCAGAAAAGUCAUCAAAUUUCAUUAAAAUUAUAUCAGUGGAUUCAAUUCCAUCAUCUACGAGCAUGUUAAAAAUGUUGGACGCUCAACAAAUUAUGCCUACAAAAAAAUUGCAAAAUGCCAGAAAAUCAACACAAUCAAACCAAAUUUUGCUUAAUCGUGAACUAGCAUCAUGUAAUCAGACAACAAACAAUAAUAAUAUGAAUCAGGUUACGGCUUUAUAUGAUGAUAGUUUGGAAUUGAUUUCAUAUGAACCAACUCAAAUUCCUCAAAAUAUUCCGUCAGAGUUUAAAAAUGAGCCUAAGUCACCAGUAGGCUAUAUGACACCGCCAAUGACAGAAAUCCCAACAUGCGUCAUGUUACUUGAAGCUCAGAAAGAUAAGAAACUUGUGUUGCUUAGUUCUGCAGCAACAUUAAACAAAAUUCGUCCGUGGCUGAAAACAAGCGAGCACAGGAAAUUAUUAAAAAAUUGCGAAAAUAUGCUUGCGAAUGGAUUUUGUUUAUCAGCAUUAUUUAAAUGCAUGGGAUCGACUUGCAGUUACUAUACCAACAACUCAACAUUAUUCAUACGUCAUUUAAAGAUUCAUCAACAAAAGCAAGCAAAUGACAUGAAAUAUUUCUCACAAUGUGCUUACUGUAGUACUAUUGAUGAUAAUCCUGAAGCUUUAGUCCAACAUAUUAUAGAUAAACAUGGAUACAGCAGAUAUCAAUGUGCAUACUGCUUUUAUAGAAGCUGCGAUUUUCACAUUCACACACACCAUAAAUUAUUUCAUCCACUAAAAUCUGAAGUCAUCAUUGAAUGUAAGCCACUCAGAACAUUGGACAUAGAAAAAGAAUUCGAAAACGCUUUGAGUAAUGUUAUGAGUGUGUGCAAGCCAGUUUUUUGUUGCGUCUGUAAGUUCAAGUUCUACAACAUUAAAAAUUUUGAGAAUCACUACAAAGCAUAUCCAUCUGUACCAUCAUCAAGAUGUCUACAUUGUAAAUUUGAAAUUACUCAAGCAUCUAUUAUGGACCAUUUAAAGGAAUGUCAUAAAUUUGGUGACUAUAACUGCGCUUUUUGUUCCUUUGCAUCAGACUCAUCGGAUUCGAUAAAAAUUCAUCUUUCUAAUCAGCAUUAUGAUAAGCCUAUGCUGUAUUAUGAUCGUACUAAGCAGUCACAUAAUGUAGAUCUGAAAGCAAAAGGAUCGACGAACAAGGAAGAUGUCCUGAAAAGUGUUGUGCUGAAGAAACUAAUUCAUCAAGAACAGAUGAAUGCAAAGAAAAUAAAAAUUUUCAAUGAUCCGAAUGAACUUGAAAAUGUUCAUAAUAUCAAUACGGGACUACUGGAAAAAUAAAUAAAUUUUUGGUAAUUCAAGGAACUGUUAAAGAUGUCUACAAUGUUAUUUUAAAAAUUAAAG